This is a messenger RNA of Nerophis lumbriciformis (worm pipefish), 1756 nucleotides long. RefSeq names its product transcription factor 7-like 2. Lineage: Eukaryota; Metazoa; Chordata; Actinopteri; Syngnathiformes; Syngnathidae. Gene Ontology annotation, molecular function: DNA-binding transcription factor activity, RNA polymerase II-specific; RNA polymerase II cis-regulatory region sequence-specific DNA binding. Gene Ontology annotation, cellular component: beta-catenin-TCF complex; chromatin; catenin-TCF7L2 complex. Gene Ontology annotation, biological process: regulation of transcription by RNA polymerase II; canonical Wnt signaling pathway. The record is from RefSeq and is a predicted model, not a curated record.
AUGCCGCAGCUGAGCCCCGCUGACGGCGAAGACUUGGGCGCCAACGACGAGCUUCUCCGCUUCAAGGAUGAGGGCGAGCACGACGACAAGACCAGCGUGGCCGCGGAGCGGGACCUGGACGACGUCAAGUCCUCCCUCGUCAACGAGUCCGAGACCAACAGCGGUUCUGAUUCGGAGGCGGACAGGCGAGCCAGGACCGACCCGGACUUGGCGAGCCGGGCCAGACAGAACCAGCUGUUCGGAGAAGUGCUGCGGAGACAUCAGGCCGCGGGUCUCUUCCAGCCGCCCCCCUACAUGGGAUACCCCUUCUUCAUGAUUCCAGACCUAUGCGGGCCGUAUCUCGCCGGCGGAGGCCUGGCAGCGGGCACACGUGCGUAUCUGCCCUUUCAGUGGCCCCUGAUGGACGUUCCAGGAAGAGCAGCCAUGAGAGACUCUGCCACACCCACACACCUGUCCAGCGGCGCGCCGCCUCACAUGGGUCACCUGCACCCUCUACUGUCCUACUGCCCUGAGGCCUUCUCCCCACAGAGGGCGUCGCCAAGCUUUUCACCCGAAACAGCAGGCGUGUCCAGGCCGCCGCAUGCUGCCUGCUACGCCGUCUCUCCUGGGAGCGUGGCUCAGAUGCCUCACACUUUUGAUUGGUUGCAGGGUCAGCCCGUGUAUCCGAUGGCAGGAGGAUUCUCGCCGGCCGCCCUCGCCAUGAACACUUCUAUGUCAAGCCUGGCGUCAAGCAGUUUCUCUCCCCGCAUGGUGGCGAGCUCGCCGCCGUCCGUCUCCCACGCCGCCGUGACCAUCAAACAGGAGGCCAGAGACGACAGCCCGCUGAGGAAGUCGGUGGCGGACGUCGCACGGGAGAGCGGCGUCGAUCAGAAGGCGCAUAUCAAGAAGCCGCUCAACGCCUUCAUGCUGUUCAUGAGAGAGGAGCGUCCCAACGUGGUGGCCCAGUGCCAAGUGAAGGAGAGCGCCACAAUCAACCAGAUUCUGGGACAGCGGUGGCACUCCCUGACCAAAGAUGAGCAGUCCAAAUAUUACGAGCUGGCCCGCAAGGAGCGCCUGGUACACUCGCAGCUUUACCCCGGCUGGUCGGCCAGAGACAACUACGGGAAGAAGAAGAAGCGGAAGAAAUCCAAGAGUGAAACGCAACAAGGCGCCGCUGCAGACGAUUCAUCGCCGCCGCCCAAGCGAGCGCACGUGUCACCGGACGAGGCGCCGCACGUGCACGCUCUUCUCACGCAUCCGCGCUCGCUGACGACGGCGGCGGGCGCCCACGCCCGCGCUCACUUGUCGCGGCCGCACACCGUCUCCCACCUCACGCACACACAUUUGUCCCAGGCCAGCCCCGCCUCCUCCGUGGACUCCCCGGCCACACCCACCGCGGCGCUGGCGUCGCCCGCCGCCCCGGCGCCAACCCACACGGAACACACGCACUCCCCGUACGGGCACACGUCGCCAUACGCCGACCAGCCGCUCGCCCUCACCACCAAGCCGCUGCGCAGCACGCACCCGCUAGGUCCGCCCACGUCGUCGUCGCCAUCGCACACGCCCCCGCCUCUGCCUUUCCUGGUCCCGCCCCCUUCCUCCUCCUCCUCCCACCACAACAGAAGAGCCAAUCAGGUGUAAAGAAAGAUUUUGACAGCAAAUGUAUUUUAGUAAGAAAAAGAGAAUUUUGUGGUCAAUAUUUGACUUUUGUGUCUUUUUUGUAAAAAAUUAAUCACCUGCGUUACCUUUACUCAUCAAAUAAACGUCAUUCACUUCC